Messenger RNA from Ricinus communis (castor bean), 2445 nucleotides. Its product is annotated as AT-hook motif nuclear-localized protein 9. Gene Ontology annotation, molecular function: minor groove of adenine-thymine-rich DNA binding. The transcript has 5 exons. NCBI's taxonomy places the organism in Eukaryota, Viridiplantae, Streptophyta, Magnoliopsida, Malpighiales, Euphorbiaceae. Bases 1209 to 2231 code for a protein of 340 amino acids. The record is from RefSeq and is a predicted model, not a curated record.
UUUUUAAUAUUCUUUUUCGGGUAGUAAGUAAUUGCUACAUCAGUACUUCACCAUUAUAUCUGUAUCUUUUUCAGUUUCUGCUUUAAUUCUAAACAUAAACUGUUCGAACUUUAUUUCUCUCUUCACUUCGCAUUUCCAUGUUUUUAAAUUUGCCCAUUUCUUCUCUCUACUAAAACAAGAGGAGAGUGUGUCUUCCUGUUGAAAAGUGUUCGACUUUUAGCAACUUUCAUUACCGUGAGUUGUUAUCUUUUACCUUUCUUGCUUUCAAACUACUUUCUUUGAAAGAGAGAUAGAAAGUGAGUUGAAAUUUUGGACUUCUUGCUGUGUUUUAAGAACUGGGCCUUUUUUUUUUUUUUUUGUUCAGUGGCAUUGACUUGAAACUUUUUGUUUUGAGUUUGUGUUAGGAGGGUUGGCUGUUUGGCUUUAGAAGAAGAUGCUUGGUGUUUAAGGUUUAUGAGUAAUGGGUUGGCGAAUUGUGGACCUGUUUCAGUUUUUCUUUUUUCUUUUUUUUAAUCUUCAAUAUGAAGCCUUUCUUCUUGUUUCUUGUGAAUUAUAGUUUGGUAAGCUGUAAAAACAGCUUGCAUUUUUGUCUUUUCUUUUAAGUUCCUAGAUUUUUUUUUAGAUUUCAACUCUUAAAAUCUCUUGUUCUCUUACUUCCUUAGUACUUGGUUUGUUCUGUUGCAUCUUUUUUUUUUUCUAAAAUAAUUUUUACUUAGUAAUUUUUUUAGUAGCUUUUUAAAGUUUCUCUGAAUCUAGUUGUUGCUUCAUUGGCUCUCUUCUUUCUUUACCUUUUUUUCUUUUGCAUAUCUAGAUUUCGAGAUCCUCCUAUCAUAUGUCACUUUGCAUGUGGUACUAAGGGACUUGUUGUGCUCCAUUUUUGAAAAGAGAAUGUGUCUUUUGGAGCUCUGUUUAGCUUAACACAUUUUUCAUUUUCAGAAUGUGAAUAAUUUUUAAGUGCCCAAAAGUGGUUUACUUAUUCCUUCUCAUGUAUUGUUGGAGAUUUUAAGACAUUUAUCCUGUAGAAAAAGGAUCAUUCUUUACUGUCAAAGACUGGUUACAGAGUUGCAUUGUCUUAAAUUCGUGCAUUUUUUGGUGGAGUUUGUCCUUGGAUUAAACUGUAGAGAAGAUAAAAAGAAGUCUAAAUAUUUCGGUUAAUUGAAAAUUGGGUUCAAAUUAGCUUAAGGUAGCCUCUUGAGUAUUGUAAAUGCAUGGAUCGAAGGGAUGCUAUGGCGAUGUCUGGCUCUGCUUCAUUCUACAUGCAAAGAGGGAUGACUGGGUCCGGCUCUGGAACACAGUCUGGUUUAAAUGUGUCAUCAGGAAUAAAUCCUUUAACUAGUACAAAUGUAUCAUUUCAAUCUAAUGUUGGGGCAAAUACCAUUGGAUCUACAUUACCAUUAGAAACUUCAACAGCAAUUCCACCUCAUGGUGUCAAUGUGGGUGCAUCAUCUUUGAUGCCACCACCUGGUGAGCCUGUGAAAAGGAAAAGAGGAAGGCCCCGGAAAUAUGGACCAGAUGGGACUGUAUCAUUGGCAUUAUCUCCCUCGUUGUCUACUCAUCCCGGUACAAUAACCCCAACACAGAAGAGGGGUAGAGGACGGCCACCUGGGACUGGGAGGAAGCAACAAUUAGCUUCCCUUGGUGAAUGGCUGUCUGGUUCGGCUGGGAUGGGUUUUACUCCGCAUAUCAUUACCAUUGCAGUAGGAGAAGACAUUGCAACAAAAAUAAUGUCCUUCUCACAGCAAGGACCAAGAGCUAUAUGCAUCUUGUCGGCAAAUGGUGCUGUCUCUACUGUGACUCUUCGUCAGCCAUCAACUUCUGGAGGCAGCGUCACAUAUGAGGGGCGCUUUGAGAUUUUAUGUUUAUCAGGCUCUUACUUGGUUACUAGUAAUGGUGGCUCCCGUAAUCGAACUGGUGGUUUAAGUGUCUCUCUUGCUAGUCCUGAUGGUCGUGUUAUUGGUGGGGGAGUAGGGGGUAUGCUUAUUGCUGCGAGCCCUGUUCAGGUGAUAGUAGGAAGUUUCUUAUGGGGUGGUUCAAAGGCAAAGAACAAGAAAGGGGAAGGUCCAGAAGGUGCCAGAGACUCGGACCAUCAGACAGUUGAAAAUCCAGUAACUCCGUCUAGUGUUCCACCAAGUCAGAAUCUUACUCCGACCUCUUCAAUUGGUCUAUGGCCUGGUUCGCAGUCCCUGGAUAUGCGCAACACGCAUGUUGACAUUGAUUUGAUGCGCGGGUGAUAAUUUCUAUUGAUUGUUUCAUGGACCAUGUAAAUAUUCAGCUGUUUCAGCACCCACUUGAAUCUCAUCUUCUGAAGUCCAGUGAUGAGGAUUGAAGUCAGCUGAUUCUGGGGGAAGACAUUUCUCACUUCAUUUAACCUUGACAGACAAUGGAUUGUACUCAUUUUGCAGCUUAAUGACAAUUAGUUCGAAAUUUUAGUGAUUGUGAAUUUAA